Messenger RNA from Durusdinium trenchii, 927 nucleotides. Lineage: Eukaryota; Dinophyceae; Suessiales; Symbiodiniaceae. The record is from the annotation of a GenBank genome assembly.
AUGGCGGAGGGAUCCAUGGCAGCCACCCAGAAUGUGAAGAAGCGUCACGCGGACGCUGGUGGUGGCGUUCUUCAGCAGAAGAGGCGGAAGAAGGUGGAUGACAAGCAGGCCGACCUGCAGCCGCACGAGCUCAAGGACUUCCAGAAGCCCGGCGACGCCCUCAAGAUCCUCACAAAGCCGGCGAGGGAGAAGGCAGAGGCGGCGGAGCCGGAUCCGCUGGCUGAGGCCAUGGAGAUCUGGGCGGAGGAAGCGGAGCUGGGUGACUACAUCCAGCGGCAUGGUGAAGGUGGUGGAGAGAAGGGCACAAGGCCCAAGAUGGUGAAGAAGAAGGAGGAGGCCAUGAAGGCCGAGGAGGCGGUGGAGCAGGUGCAGGUGGAGCCGGAGGAGGAGAUCGUCGACGACAACGGCGAUGAGGGUCGCGAGGAGGAGGAUCAAGAAGACGAUCAGGAGGUGGAGGCCGAUGAGAUGGAUCAUGGCUGGAAGCGCCAUGAUGACACCGCCCCAUGGCGACGCGAUGGCAAAGGGAAGUGGGGCGGUGGUGGUGGCUGGCAGCAUGGUGGCUGGCAGCAUCGUGGCUGGGGGUGGCAGCAGCGCAACAAGCCACACUGGGCGCAGCACGGCUGGCGCCAGAACAAAGGCCAGGGCAAAGGCCACCGAGAUGAGUGGGGAGGCGAAUACGUCGAAGGAGGAUACCGCGAUGUGGCCGGCAACUUCUACCCGUAUGGCAGCGGCCGCACUCGCAAGCGCACGCUGGGCAAAGGAUGGCAGGCUCGGCAGAAGGAGCAGGAGCAGGGCGGCAAAUCAAAGGGCAAGGACAAGACCGGCGGCGAUGGUGGCUGGAGCGCCGCCCUAUCGGCGGUGCAGGAUUUGGCUCGGGUGGCACGGCGGGUGGUGGAAGGCAAACACCAGGCCUCAUCUGACAGCUAG